GUGAUGUUCGGGCGCUUAGUGAUGACGCAAGCAGCGCAGUCCGCUCUAAUGGCUCUCACAGUAAAAGCACAGGCCACUGGAGGGAGGAAAUCCCUGGAAGACGGGCUCAGAGGCUAGGAUAAAAUCUAUCUCCUCAUGUACCUGAGACAUUUUACGAGGCUAUUUACAGCUAUGGCUGGACCCAGGCCUGUGGUGUUCAGCGGCCCAUCAGGGGCAGGAAAAAGCACUUUGUUGAAGAAGCUCAUGAAAGAAUAUGAAAAUGUCUUUGGCUUCAGCGUGUCCCAUACAACUAGAAAACCUCGUCCUGGAGAAGAGAACGGCAAAGGUACAACCUUUACCUCCACUUUCAUGGUCACUACAGCAUCUCCUUUUUUUGGCUCUUUAAUGUAUGUUUUUUUUCUUCUUCCUGCGCAUCAUCUAGAUUAUCAUUACGUUACACGAGAGGCGAUGCAGUCAGGCAUCAACAACGGCGAGUUCAUCGAACACGCAGAGUUUUCAGGGAACAUGUACGGGACGAGCAAAGCCGCCGUGCAAGCCGUCCAGGCCAAGAACCUCAUCUGUAUACUUGACAUCGACAUGCAGGGUGUGAAGAGCAUCAAAAACACCGACCUCAACCCAAUUUACAUCUCCAUUCAGCCGCCGUCUGUGGAAAUCCUGGAAAAACGUCUAAGAGACAGAAAAACAGAGUCGGAGGAGAGCCUCCAGAGGCGUUUAAAUGCAGCCAAGGUGGAUAUGGAGUUUAGUAGAGAACCAGGUGUGUUUGAUGUCAUUGUUGUAAAUGAUCAUUUGGAGGAUGCUUACGGGGCGUUGAAACAAGCUCUUCUUGAGGAAAUAACCAAGGUGAAGAAAGUCAGCUCAUCUUCGUAGGAGACGGCAGCAUCCCACCUUUUUAUUCGUCUUAUUCAGCCACUCCUCAGAGUCGCAGACCUCUGCUCAAGCCAUACAUUCCCUUCAGAUGGAGAUCUGCGAGACUCAACCAGCUCACUUUAGUAAACCUAUAAACAUAUUUUACAUCGCGUUUAGAAGUAGUUAUUAUAGGGGGAACUUUUUUUAACUGCAAGGGCAUGUUUUUAGUAUAUGUAUUUUAUUUUGACAUGUUCAAUAAGAAUAUACUCCAAUGAUUUUUACUUGAAGUGCGGCUUGCAUGGCAGGCAGGUUGUUCUCUGUUGGACGGAGGUCACCGGUCUUAGACGUACUGCUUGCAGCCUUGUCGAUUCACCGAGUGGCACAAAAAGGCGUAACAAGACUCAUUCCAUCAUGUGGACAAACUGGUCUUUCAAAGGUAGAAAACAAAGCACAUCUAUGUUGGUUAGUAGCACCAAACUGUGCAUCUCUUUUUAUUUUUUGUGCAUUUUUUCCUGUGUUGAUGGUUAAAUAGAUUAUACCGGAACAGCGAGAUGUGCUGGUUACAGUGAGAGUUUAAAACCGAAACUUCGUUUCUGGAAAAUGUGAGGAUUGUUUACUUUCAGGGGGUACAUGCAAACCUAUUGGACUUUCCAAACAGUGAAAUUAUUCCAGUGCUGGGGAAUUGUUUUCUUUUAAAUAUGUUCAUGUACUAACUAAAUUUAUAGUUUAGUUUAUUUUUGUAUUUUUGUGCUCAAGAUUGAAUCAUAUUAUAAAGAUUUAAGGUUUGCUGAGAAACACAAUACAUCAGUGUUGAUUAGAAUAUGGCUUUUGUAUUUUUAGACGGAGAUAUUGGACUUUUUAUUUUACAGUUGUAAAUUUGUACAACUUUUCUAUUAUGUAACAUGUUCACCUUGUAGCUUCACCAUGCACUUAAAAGAAUCACUGAUUAAUUAACAUUAUCCAUUUUCUUUCACCUGCUGCUUCUUACUGGGUUGUGGGGGAGCUGGUUCCCAUAUCCAGCAGUCACUGCAAGAAGUGGAGGACAUCCUGGACAGGUCACAAGUCCAUCACAGGGACAAAUGAUACAACCAUUCAUACUCUCACUGACACCUAGGGACAAUUUAGAGUUACAAAUUAACUUAUUGUGCAUAUUUUUGGUUUAUGGGAGAAAACUGGAGUACUGGAGAAAACACACGCGUGUGCACAAAGAGAGCAUUCAAAUUCCACCCAGAAAGGCCAGGAAUCAAACCUGCGACCAUCUCGCUGUGAGGUGACGGCUCUAACAACUGGGCCACGGAGCAGAAAUGUACUUCUUGAUCAAUUACACUGAAACAACUGAACAUAGAAGUUCUAAAAUAAUUAAAAAUAACUUUUAACACUUUUAUAUUUUGUGGUUAUGAUGAUUUUACGAUGCGACAUUUUGAAUGUCAAGUUGGAAGACAAAAGUCGAUCAGUGCA
Molecule: messenger RNA, 2304 nt
Organism: Nematolebias whitei (Rio pearlfish)
Lineage: Eukaryota; Metazoa; Chordata; Actinopteri; Cyprinodontiformes; Rivulidae
Gene: guk1a
Product: guanylate kinase 1a
Exons: 6
Coding region: 136-867 (243 amino acids)
Biological process (GO): purine nucleotide metabolic process
Cellular component (GO): cytosol
Molecular function (GO): GMP kinase activity
Source: RefSeq, a predicted model, not a curated record